Messenger RNA from Peromyscus eremicus (cactus mouse), 1694 nucleotides. It is a transcript of the gene Alg14, whose product is annotated as ALG14 UDP-N-acetylglucosaminyltransferase subunit. The coding region runs from base 192 to 842 and encodes 216 amino acids. The transcript has 4 exons. The record is from RefSeq and is a predicted model, not a curated record. Gene Ontology annotation, biological process: dolichol-linked oligosaccharide biosynthetic process. Lineage: Eukaryota; Metazoa; Chordata; Mammalia; Rodentia; Cricetidae. Gene Ontology annotation, cellular component: UDP-N-acetylglucosamine transferase complex.
ACGUCGCUCUGCGUUUUCCAAUCAGAGCUGCACUUCUGAACUUUGACCGCCCAACUCAUCAAGCCCUGCCCAACGCAGACAAGCCCCGCCCACAAGAGGGGCGCUUCGCUCCCAGUUUCUACUUUACGGGCGCGUACUUGCAACCUUUGACCGCUCGCACCGGAAAUACUAUUCGUGUGCCGGCUCUUUGCAUGGUGAGCAUUCUGAUUUUGGCUGCCGCAGUAGGAGCGGUGACGAUCUUGCUGGUCCAGAGACUAUGGGCUGUGUUUCGGCCCCAUCACGUCACUCCCCGAGAGUCGCUCGGACUCUUGAUAGUAGCCGGAUCUGGUGGACACACCACGGAGAUCUUGAGGCUGGUUGGAAGCUUGUCCCAUGCUUACUCACCUAGGCAUUAUGUCAUUGCUGAGUCUGACGAGAUGAGUACCAGCAAAAUUCAUGCUUUUGAACGUUCUCGAGCCGAGAGAGACUCUACUGCCGAGUGCUCCCAGUACCACCUUCACCGAAUUCCCAGAAGCCGGGAGGUUCGGCAGUCCUGGCUCUCCUCCGUGUUCACCACCUUGCACUCCAUGUGGUUUUCCUUUCCCCUGGUUCACCGAAUAAAGCCAGAUUUGGUGCUGUGUAAUGGACCAGGAACAUGUGUGCCCAUCUGUGUGUCUGCCCUGCUCCUUGGGAUACUUGGAAUCAAGAAAGUGAUAAUUAUCUACGUCGAGAGCAUCUGCCGCGUGGAAACUUUGUCCCUGUCUGGGAAGAUUCUUAGGCACCUCUCUGAUUUCUUUAUUGUUCAGUGGCCAGCUCUUAAGGAGAAAUACCCCAAAUCUGUGUACCUUGGUCGAAUUGUUUGACAAAUGGUAACUUAAGAGUCUUGAGAAUUUUGUAAUUACCAAUAAUACUUACUAUAAUAGCUAUCUUUAUUGUAAAGUUUUCCAAAAGCCCAAAGACUUAUCAGUGGUGAAGAAUUUAAAGUGUGAAAUAACUCGGUGAGGAAAGACAGACAUUAGCGCAGAGAACCCAUCAAAGAGCUAUGUCUGUGCACUAAGGUGUUUUUAUAAAUAAAAGAGUAUAACACUGCUUGCAGAUUUUCUUUUGACUCUUAUAGCCAUGAGCUUCUUUUGUUUUGUUUUUCUCGACCUAAAUAUAGAGUUUGUAUGUUUAGUAACAUUUCCUGUCUUACAGCUUUAAAUAAAACAGGAUUCUACAUUAUAAAAAGAAAAGAACAGGAUAAGCCGGCCUUGGGGUAGGUGUUGCUGUUCUAGCGUGUGAUUGCUCACUCAAGAGGUGUGGGGGAGGGGGGUGGAUCAAGGGUUCAUGGGUAUCCUUGGCUACCUAGCACAUUUGAGGCCAGCCUAGACUACAUAAGGAGCUGGGCACAGGGAAGUGAAGAGAGAAGGGGUGGGGGGGAGCGGGGAGAAAGAGAACAAGGUGCUCCUUUGGUUUUGUUCAGACAUGUCAGGCUUUAAUCCUUCUGUGGAAGCAGUGAUGUCCCCAGUGAGCUACCACAGCCUAAAGGAAGCAGUUUGUUAAACUGGCUUCAUGACAGUUUACACUCCACAGGCUUCCAGAUCUCUGGCCAUAAACAAAUGUCUUUCUUCAGUCUUCAGUCUUCCUUUCUGUGUUGCUGGCCUGUAUCCAGACAGUAUUUUACAAUCUGUUUACUUAAAAUAAAUUAAAAAGUGACCAGUGUUGUAGUCAUGAAA